This is a messenger RNA of Arabis nemorensis, 3450 nucleotides long. NCBI's taxonomy places the organism in Eukaryota, Viridiplantae, Streptophyta, Magnoliopsida, Brassicales, Brassicaceae. The record is from the annotation of a GenBank genome assembly.
AUGGCUUUCUCCUCUGCACCUCGUGUGUAUGACGUCUUUCUUAGCUUCCGAGGGGAAGACACCCGGAAAACCUUUGUCAGCCAUUUGUAUGUAGCACUUGAUAGCAAAGGCAUUGCUACCUUUAAAGACGACCAAAAGCUUGAGAUUGGCGAUCAUAUUUCUGACAAACUCCGCAGAGCCAUAGAAGGUUCAAGGUUUGCUGUUGUGGUUCUCUCGGAGAACUAUGCUACCUCAAGGUGGUGCUUGAUGGAACUCCAUUUGAUAAUGGAGCGUAUGAGGCAUGGAAAACUUGAUGUCUUUCCGGUCUUCUAUGGAGUAGAUCCUUCUGCCGUGAGGCAUCAACGAGGAAGUUUCGCUUUAGAAAGGUACCAAAGUCCAGAAAUGGCAGAUACCGUUUUGCAAUGGGGAGAAGCUCUUAACCUAAUCGCCAGUCUUUCAGGCGUGGAUUCCAGAAACUGCAUUGAUGAUGCUAUAAUGGUUAAAGAAAUUGCCAGAGAUAUUGCAAGACGUGUGACAUUGAUUCAUAAAAUAGAUUCCAAGAAUAUUUUUGGGAUGACAGCUCAAAUAGAAGGUCUCAGUCCUCUCUUGGAUCUGGAAUCUGAUGAGGUUCGUAUGAUAGGAAUUUGGGGGAUGGGAGGCAUUGGCAAAACUUCCAUCGCCAAGUGUCUUUAUGACCAGCUCUCAUCUAAUUUUGCAGCUCGCUGUUUCAUCGAGAACAUUAAGAGUAUUCGUAAAGACCAUGACCAAGAUCUAAUGCAUUUACAAAAGUUAGUGCUCUGCAGUAUCCUUCACGAUGAUAUUAGAGUGUGGAGUGUGGAAGAUGGAUACCGUAUGAUAAAAGCCACACUUGGGCACCACAAGGUGUUGUUUGUGCUUGAUGGUAUUGAUAAAGUGGAGCAGGUGCAUGCACUAGCAAAAGAGACAAGCUGGUUUGGUCCUGGGAGCCGAAUCAUCAUAACCACCCGAGACAGAGGCUUGCUUACUAGCUGUGGAGUGAAAACAGUUUACAAGGUUAAGUGCUUGGAUGGUAAGAAUUCCCUUCAGAUGUUUAACCAGAUUGCUUUUGGAGAAGGACGUCUGCCUCCUGAUGAUUUUGAACAACUUUCAGUUCGAGCUUCUCGGCUUGCUCACGGGCUUCCUUCUGCCCUUCAAGCAUACGCCUUAUUUCUCCGUGGAUGGACCGCAACUCCUGAGAAGUGGGAAGAAGCAUUAAGGGCACUUGAAAGCAGUCUUGACGAGAACUUAAUGGAAAUCUUGAAAAUUAACUACGAGGGUUUAGUAAAACCACAUCAGAAUGUAUUGCUUCACAUUGCCUGUCUCUUCAAUGGAGACACUCUCGAGCGUAUUACUUCUCUUCUUGAUGGUUCCAUAGCUGAGAGAAGCCUGGGGAUAAGAGGUUUAGCGGAGAAAUCUCUCAUCAAGAUAUCAACUAAUAGGUAUGUAACCAUGCCUAAGUUGGUAGAACAAAUGGGAAGAGAAAUUAUGCGUAACUCUAGGAAAUACCUUGAGGAUCCUGAGGAAAUUUGUGAUGCACUGGCUAUUGGGAAAGGAACAGAACAAACUGAAUGCAUAUCUCUACACACGUGUGAGAUGACCUGUCCAUUGUCUAUGAUGACCAGUGUUGUUGACCGUAUGCAUAAUCUCAAGUUUCUCAAGGUCUACAAGCAUGUAGAUUGGAGAGAGCCGAAGCUGCAGCUCACUCAAGACGCACAUGACCUGCCAUGUACCGUAAGGUUACUCCACUGGGACGCAUUUCCGUUGAGAACCUUGCCUUUCAGGCUUGAUCCAUAUUUUCUUGUUGAACUCAACCUGCGUCACAGCAAUCUAGAAACGCUGUGGAGUGGAACACAGGUUUUCCUGAACUUGAAGAGACUAGAUGUGACGGGAUCUAAGUAUCUCAAACGACUUCCAGAUAUUUCAAGUAUCAGGAGUCUUGAGGAAUUGAUUUUGGAACACUGCACGAGAUUGGAGGGAAUUCCAGAGUGUAUUGGAAAUAGGUCUACCCUUAAGAAGCUUAAGCUAUCCUACUGUGGUGUGAAUAAGAGUCCCCUGCAUGUUGUUAUAUGGAAACUGACAGAGCAACAGCCCAUUAGAUUGGAGUUCCCAGAUCUAGAAAUUAAAAUGAUCAACCUUAUCAAUAUAUCGAUUGAGGGAAAUAUAAAAUUUGAGUUUUUUCCAUAUUUCUUAGGAGAUGCUGAAUACAUUUCCAUCAAUUCUGAGCAACAGAUCCCCGUUACAUUGGCGACAAGGGUCCAGCAAACACCUCACUUUAUCUCGGAGCUCAACAAAUUUAAUCCCCUCAUCAGCAUCACAAGGUUUAGCCACAGAAAUAACUCCAGACCUCUCACCUUCGACAGCUUUCCAGAAUUUCCCAAUCUGAAAGAACUAAAACUAGUGAAUUUAAACAUCCGGAAAAUCCCAGAUGGGAUUUGUCGCUUGGAGUUCAUAGAGAAGCUUGACCUCAGUGGAAAUGAUUUUGAGAACUUACCAGAAGCUAUGAAUAGCCUUUCAUGGUUGAGAACUCUCUGGCUUCGGAACUGCUUCAAACUCAAGGAAUUGCCAGAUCUAACUCAGGUGCAGACACUGACACUUUCCAACUGUAGGAACCUCAGAUCAUUGGUGAAACUCUCUGACGCAAGUCAAAAUCGGGGAAGAUACGGUUUGCUUGAGCUUUUCCUUGAAAACUGCAACAGUAUUGAGUCAUUGUCAGAUCAGCUUUGUCAUUUCACCAAGCUGACAUAUUUAGAUCUCAGCAGCCAUGAUUUUGAGACAUUGCCAUCAAGCAUCAGAUAUCUUAUCUCACUGGUAUCUCUCUCCCUGAAUAACUGCAAGAAACUUAAAUCAGUGGAAGAAUUUCCUCCGAGCCUCCAGUAUCUUAAUUCACACGGCUGUGAUUCCCUUGAAGCUGAUUCUGUAGAACAUUUUAAAGAUAGACUGAACGUAAAGGUACAAUCGCGAAUUGACUGCUUCCAAGAAACUGAGGUUCCGAGUUUUGAACUGGAUCACCAAACCACAAUGACAGACUAUGAUUCCCAUGAAGUUGAUUUUGUAGAUUAUAAAUACAGACAAUUUGAAGAGGAAACAUGUUUCAUGGCGUUUCCAAGAGUUCCAAAACAUUUCCGGAACAGGAAACGCACCUCGAAUGGAGUUUCCGUACAACCUAGCACAAUGAGAGGCUGUGAUUCCCUUAGAGCUGCUUCUAUAGACAGACUAGGUGAAGAGGUACAACUGCAAAACGACGACUUCCAAGAAACUGAGAUGCUGAGUUAUGUACCGAAUCGCCAUGCCAUAAUGGCACGUUUCCUUGACUCUGAAGACAGAAAAUUUGAAGAGGUACGGAAUGAACAUACCAUUAUGACAGUCCGUGCUUCCCUUGAUCUUGCUUUGGUAAAGAUUUCCUCGAAGCUGCUUGUAAAGCUAAUUGCAAAGACAGACAAAACGAAGAAGUGA